AUGGUCAAUCCGUUUUACGACAAAAACGCCCCAGCAGCAUUUUACGACGCCAGCUCCUCCUUCGGCUCGACCUUUACCCCAAUCUUCGGGUCCGUGCGAGGUGUGGGUGGACGAUGUCCGGACGUUGGUGGCGAGAUCAUGCAGGAGUGGGGCUGUCCAACCACCGACUACCACCCAACCACAGACUACCACCCAAACACCGACUACCACCCAACCACCGACUACCUUACGACCGCCAACUACCACCCAACCUUCGACGACAUGCACCAACGUCGCCGCGAGUGGGGGCGCCUGUGCCAGUAUGGGUACUGCGGCGUGGGUACUGCUUGGUGCAGCUCAAACCCAAAUUCUAUCUACAACGGUGGCGGGAGUUGUGGUGGCACUGGAGGUGUCGUCUGUACCAAAGUGGCUCCCAAUGGAGGAAGUUGUGGCGCUAGCAACGGCGGCGCGUACUGCCCCGGCACACAGUGCUGCAGCCAACACGGCUACUGCGGCGUGGAUCAAGUCCAACUGGCCGCUCAAGUGUCUGACGUCUCUACCGCCGUUCUUGCCAAUGGGGCGUUGUCACUGGACAUGAUCAUCACUCGUCGCAUCUUCGAUAAAAUCUUCCCCGAGACCGAAGGCUCCGUCUUCAAGUUCGCGCAAACACCGACCGCUGACAUCAACGUGCUGGAGGUCGCGUACUUCCUGGCUCAUGUGGCCUACACGACCGAGGACCUGGCCUACUCAGCCGAGAGAGAUGGCACCAUGUACGACAACAACAAGUACUGCCAGAGCUCGUCGGCGUAUAAGUGCGCGUCUGGUGCCAGUUACUACGGCCGUGGUCCUCUUUUCUUACGCUACAACUUCAAUUACUACGAAUGCGCCGCGAACGCCGCACGCGUCGCCAAGUUCAAGGCGGUUGCCAAGAUCCUGAAUGCUAAAGGUGUCAGCAAGCUCACGCUCUCGUGCGCUGAUGGAGCUUUGGCGCUGGUUGCUGCGGAGGAAACGGAAUCGACACAACUCGUGGCCAACGAACGCUUGAUUGCCGAGGAUGAUGCGACGCACGCCACGUAUGCUGCGAGUUACGCAAACGUGGCCGUGGUGGGCGUUGCCAUGACCGCAAUGGUGAUAAUCGCCGUAAUUAAGCGUACUGCACGUGCCGCCCCCAGUAUCGAGAAUGGCGACUAUGCCUUGCUGACCACGUUCGAGUAA
Messenger RNA from Phytophthora infestans T30-4, 1194 nucleotides. Its product is annotated as glycoside hydrolase, putative. The transcript is spliced from 6 exons. Gene Ontology annotation, biological process: cell wall macromolecule catabolic process; chitin catabolic process. The record is from RefSeq and is a predicted model, not a curated record. Bases 1 to 1194 code for a protein of 397 amino acids. Lineage: Eukaryota; Oomycota; Peronosporomycetes; Peronosporales; Peronosporaceae. Gene Ontology annotation, molecular function: chitinase activity; chitin binding.